Molecule: messenger RNA, 1436 nt
Organism: Sardina pilchardus (European sardine)
Lineage: Eukaryota; Metazoa; Chordata; Actinopteri; Clupeiformes; Clupeidae
Exons: 7
Coding region: 188-769 (193 amino acids)
Source: RefSeq, a predicted model, not a curated record
CACACACACACACACACACACACACACACACACACACACACACAUCUGAAACCACCCCGUGCACACAGCGCUUAACUCUUUAGAACAUUACCGACCAUCUGAAAUCACUAGAACAUUCCGACGGCCAGGCCUGAUUGGUCCAUUCUACUCCGACUCCGAGCCCAUCAACCUGAGGAGAGGCUGCAGCAUGGCGACGGCUAAGAUGUCCAUGGCGAUAACGGAACAUGGCGAUGAGGACGCAGAGGACCGCAGGCCACUAGUGCGCCACUACCAGGCCCAGGAGCUGAUACCGCCCCGCCGCCCAGUCCUGCACAACCUACUGGACAAGCAGCUCUCCGCAUGGGCAUCAGUGCAGGCGGUGAGUGGGGUGCUGAGCUUUGGGCUGGGUCUGGUGUUUGCCUCUACGGUUGAGUUCAGCUCCUCUCUGAUCAUCCUCUUCAGAAUCCCCUUCCUGAACGGAGCAAUGUUCUUCAUCGCAGGACUGCUGUCCAACCUCCUCCACAGAGAACCCAGACUGCUGCCGGUGAGUUUAACAACAGUCACCGAUGAGUCAUAUUCACUCAUUGGUCUGUUUCCGUGCCAACCUGGCAUGUAUGGCCUGUGCUGUCGUUGGCACGGUGAUCAUGUGUGUAGAUCUGGCUCUGGUCAUGGAGAAGCAAGCACACACAAAGACGGAGGUCCUGGUGCUGUGUGUGACGCUGGUCCAGAUGAUCUUGUCAGCUCUACUCACCUUCUGGAUCCACAAGGAGCAGCGGCGUCUGAAACCUAGAGCUUAACACACACAACACACACACACAUAUCAAACACACACACAUCAAACACACACACACACACACACACACACACACACACACACACACACACACACACACACACACACACACACGCACACGCACGGAUGUUUUUUUCCCCUGUCUUUAUCUACAUAGCCUGUCCUGUGUGGUUGUUUGUGGUUGUGUCUUGUUUUUGCUCUGUGUUCUGUGUGCUUGGUGUGUGUGUGUGCUUGUGUAAUUAAUAUUUCAGUGCUGACUUGGCAUCUUUGACCAACUCAAAUCAGUGGUUAUUUACAUCAGUUACAGAAAUGUAAAGUAAUGUGCACUGUCCUUAUAAAUAAAAUAAAUGAAAUGAAAACACGCACACACACACACACACACACACACACACACACACACUGGCUUUCUCUCACCCUCUCUCAUACACAUAGACACACACACACACACACACACACACACACACACACACACACACACACACACACACACACACACACACACACACACACAUUCUCUCUCUCAUACAUGUAUAGCUGAGAUCUGUCUAAUGAUUUUGAAUGUAUAUAUGUAAACUUCUGCCUCCUGUGUAUCUAACAAGCACACACACACACACACACACACACACACACACACACCCACCUUCCUCUGUGUUCGCUUUAAAGA